Messenger RNA from Lepus europaeus (European hare), 1799 nucleotides. RefSeq names its product TATA-box binding protein associated factor, RNA polymerase I subunit A (gene TAF1A). Gene Ontology annotation, biological process: transcription by RNA polymerase I. The transcript has 11 exons. The record is from RefSeq and is a predicted model, not a curated record. Lineage: Eukaryota; Metazoa; Chordata; Mammalia; Lagomorpha; Leporidae. Gene Ontology annotation, cellular component: RNA polymerase I transcription regulator complex. The coding region runs from base 105 to 1457 and encodes 450 amino acids.
CUCGCCCUCCGCGUUUCCGGUGAGGAUUGCGCGAGGCCUCCCGAGGCCGGAGACCGAGUUUCGCUUUACAGAAGUGCUUUGGCUUGCGGCCGUUUGGAAUAGGUAUGAGUGAUUUCAGUGAAGAAUUCACAAGGCCUAUGACGGAGGAUGAACAGGGGGAAACAUCUGUGGCGUCUGGUACAGGAAUGCAUUUUCCUUGGCUUCACAAGCUUGUAGAAACUGUGGUGAUUGGAGGGAAAAAGAAGAAGGAUUUUGCUCAGACAACAAGUGCUUGUUUACGUUUUAUCCAAGAAGCGCUGCUGAAGCACCAGUGGCAGGAAGCUGCAGAGUAUAUGCACAGCUAUUUUCAGACCUUGGAGGAUUCAGAUACCUACAAAAAGCAGGCUGCGCCUGAGAUUAUUUGGAAGCUUGGAAGUGAAAUUCUGUUUUAUCAUCCCAAAAGCAAUGUGGAGACUUUCAACACCUUUGCUGACCGGAUGAAAAAUAUUGGCGUCUUGAAUUAUUUAAAGAUCUCCCUACAACAUGCACUGUACCUUGUGCAUCAUGGAAUGCUGGAGGAUGCAAACAGAAAUCUAACUCAGGCAGAGACAUGGAGAUACGGUGAGAAGUCAUCUUCCCAGGAAAUAUUGAUCAAUCUUGUUCACGCCUACAAAGGGCUUUUGCAAUAUUACACUUGGUCAAAAAAGAAGAUGGAAUUGUCAAAGCUUGAUAAAGAUGAUUAUUCUUAUGGCACUGCAUCCCGAAGUAUGCUCAGCCACAGUUGCAAGACAUCUGCAAAUCUUGGUACAUUGAUUGAAACUCCGGGAGUUUGGGACCCUUUUGUGAAGAGUUACGUAGAGAUGCUGGAAUUCUGUGGUGAUCAAGAUAGAGCCCGAAAAGUCCUCACUAAUUAUGCAUAUGAUGAAAAGUUCCCAUCAAAUCCGAAUGCCCAUAUCUACUUAUACAACUUUCUGAAGAGAGAAAAGGCACCAAGAGCAAAACUGCUAAGUGUGCUUAAGAUUUUGUAUCAGAUUGUACCAUCUCAUAAACUGAUGUUAGAAUUCCAUACGUUACUUAAAAAAUCAGAAAAAGAAGAACACCAUAAACUGGGGUUGGAAGUAUUGUUUGGAGUCUUAGAUUUUGCUGGGUGCACUAAGAAUGUAACUGCUUGGAAAUAUUUGGCAAAAUAUCUGAAACAGAUUUUAAUUCAGAAUCAUCUUGCAUGGGUUCAAGAAGAGUGGAAUUCCAGGAAAAACUGGUGGCCAGGCUUUCACUUCAGCUUCUUUUGGGCAAAGAGUGAUUGGAAAGAAGAUACAGCUUUGGCCUGUGAGAAAGCUUUUGUAGCUGGAAUACUGUUAGGAAAAGGCUGUAGAUAUUUUCGGUAUGUCUCCAAACAGGAUCAUCAGGUCUUAAGGAAGAAAAUUAAGCGCAUGAAGAAAUCAGUGAAAAAAUACAAUAUUGUAAAUCCAAGACUCUGAUAUUAAAUUUUAGUUGUUUUUUCAGAAGCUACUAGGUAGUAUUUCAGUAGUUAUGGAUUGUAUUUAUUUGGUGUUUUAAUAGCUACAAAAAGUUAUUUUUAUAUAUUUUUAUAUUUUCUUUUGUUAUCAGUUAUAGCUAGAGAAAGAGUUUGAUUGCCUUUGCUCCUUGAAAAUUUAUAUUUUCUCUUUUGUAAUGCCAAAUGUAGCAUUUAUUAAGAAAUAGUUUUUCAAAUGGAAAAAUACUUGUUUAAUGAGAUAAUACAGUGCUACAACAGUUACUGUGUGCAGAUUUUCCUCUGAAAUUGUGUAAUAAAAUAUAACCUGUGGUGAAAUGAUUUUAUA